AUCCCCAGACUUUCCAAAGCCAAAAUCCCACCUCCCUCCUCCGAUCCCCCCUUCUUCCUCCUCUCGUUUCUUGCGGCCGAGGGGAUCGUGGAUCUAUCGAUGGCAGCAAUGGGUGUGGGCGGAGCUGUGAAGAUGAUCUGCGGGACGAAGGUGGAGCGGGUGGUGGGCACGGGUAAGGCGCCCGGCGCGUGCCCGUCCUGCGGCGGCCCCGUGGUGGCCACGGACGUGGAGAGCGAGCGGCGCAUCCUCUGCCUCCCGCUGUGCCUCAAGAGCAAGCGCAAGUACUCCUGCACCCGGUGCUUCCGCCGCCUCGUCACCGUCUACAGCUAGUAGCUCCUCAAGCUUCUUCCGGUACUGAUCUAUUCAUCCGUCGAUCGGUCGGCUAGCGACGUGCGAGGCCAAUCAGUUAAUCGUCCCGGGUUCUUUUGUUGUUCUUCUUGGCCGUGGUUACGGCCCUAGAGCAGCUUGCUAGCCUGGCUAAUGUAAUGUAAUGGUGAUUCUGUGUUAGUUCCAGUUCUUCAGUACACAAAUGAUAAUCGUAGCUAAUUUGGUGGGCGCGCAUCACGUGGAGCGCUG
Molecule: messenger RNA, 576 nt
Organism: Triticum dicoccoides
Lineage: Eukaryota; Viridiplantae; Streptophyta; Magnoliopsida; Poales; Poaceae
Exons: 1
Coding region: 100-330 (76 amino acids)
Source: RefSeq, a predicted model, not a curated record